This is a messenger RNA of Cuscuta epithymum, 892 nucleotides long. The record is from the annotation of a GenBank genome assembly. Lineage: Eukaryota; Viridiplantae; Streptophyta; Magnoliopsida; Solanales; Convolvulaceae.
UAAAUGUCAAACUCAAAACUUAAUUGGGAUUUGGGGAUGCAUACAAAUUACAAAUUAUCUAAACAGAGUAAUUGCUAAUUUCCUAAAAACCUUCUGUCGCCGAGUAACGUGGGAUAGCUUCUCUCUAGGGCUUCGGCCGCUUGGAGUCUUUUUCCGUCUUCGAUUUUAAUCGAAGGACGGCCGCUUUUUCCGUCUUCGAUUUUAAUCGAAUGAUGGCCGCUAUUUCCGUCUUUGAUUUUAAUCGAAGGACGGCUGUUGUUGUUUGUGCUUCGUCCUCGAAGGGCGGAUGUGCUGUCAUGGCUCGAGGAGAUCGGCGUUGUGGUCAAGGUUCGAGGAUGAUGCGUUGCUGUCGUCAUUGGAGAAGAUCGGCGCCGCCUAUCCGUUUACUCUGGUUGCAUGGGGCAGAGAUGAGUUUGGUUAUGCAGGGACGGAGGAUUGAUGCAUGGCCUUUGGCAGCCAAAGGUCACGGAGUAUCAAUUAGCAUGGUACCGGUGGUAAGACCUCCUCCUGAACCACCACCAUGGGAUGGACGAGGUGCUAGAGUUCGUGAACGCUUUUCUUGUAGUUUUUAUCUGUUUGUUAUUUGUUUUCUUGUGUCCACUUUUGUUGUUGGUUUUGACAGUUUGUUUGAGUUUUUUGUCUGUCUUUAUGUCAUUGAGUAUGGUUGGAUCUAUGGGAAUAAGUUUGGUUGUGUCAAGCCCACUACAUGGUUAGCGAUUCGUGUUGCUCUCUCAGGGGUGACCGUCUCAAAGUCUCACCAUAGGGUUACAGUCGUAGUUGUUGAAGUUUCAGUUGGUGUCAGUUUUAUUUUCCUUUUGCUUGAUGUAAUGAUCCCGAAUCUUUUGAUAUGAAUAGAGGCCCGUUUGAUGAUAUAAAAAAACAUAAAUCUCAC